ACCGCUCCGUAGUUGAUGAUCAGUCUUCGUCGGUUGCUUGGACGGAUCGGAAGUGAAUGUGUCGUGCGAUAAAAGCCCCCGCCACAAAAACGCAGAGUUUACACCUCCAUGCACACGCAGACCGGGGAUUGCAUUGCGCGAGCGAAACAGCGAUCGUUGAAAAACAAGUUAUAUGUUUUGCAUCAAACAGAGUGACACAAAACUAAACUGUUUGGAGUGAUUGAAUCGGCAUUUUUUAAAACCGUGAUUCUGAAUCCGUUCAAUCAACCAUAAAAGGAUUUAUGUUUAACGUGGAGCAAAAACAACAAGUAUAGCACCAAAAAAAGUGUUUUGUGCAGGCCGAUGUAAUAAUAUUUCAAGUGAAAGCAACAUGUGAAAGCAGAUAUUCGCCUCUUUGCGUUUACCACCUCCGUUGGAUGUGAAAAAAGAAACAGUUGUUUAGAUUUUGCGCCGAGCUUUUAUUCACUUGCUCAACUGUUGCCGUUGCAUCGUAUCUAUCCCUUUCGCGCAUCGAACUGAAAUAAGUUUCAGCGAAAAUUUGGAUAGUCGGAGGAUAAAAAAUAUUAUCGCUGACAGUUUCCCAACCUUAUACGUAACUGCAUCCCAAGUAGGGUACAUGAAAGUGCGACCGUGUUACGUACAUAAAUGAAAGGCUCCACGCGCAGAGUAACGCGUCGAUCGAAUUCAUCCGAAGUAACCACGGCAGCCGCUGCACCACCGAAGAAGACAUCCCGGACUGUCCAAGUCUGUUCGCGUAAAUGAUGUUAUUGGCGAGAGCUUUGCUGGUCUGCUGUUUCACGAUUUUCGCUGAACUCAGUUUGAUUGAAGCUUUACAGAACAACGAGUUCAUCAACGAUCUGCUGGAGGAACGACGGCACUACGAAGCGGCACAGAAAUCGAUUGCCGAGUGGAAAAGCACACUAGCUAGGAACAGGAAAAAACGGGCAGACAAAGUGGUCUGCUAUGGAGAGUUGGGAUGUUUUGAGGAAACCGCAUAUCUGGAGAUGCUUCCAUCGUCGCCGGAGGAAAUCAACACGAAAUUCUACGUCUAUUCAGCCAAGCAAAGGAGCGAAAAACCUAUUUUGGAGUUUUUCUACGAUGAAAUAGCUAAAACAAGUAACGGAACGACACCAACAAGCACAGUUCCCAAAGGCCAGAACAAUACAACAGCGCCCGUAAAACAUCGGUAUGAACCGGAAAAAAUCUACGAAAAGUUUGGUAGUCUCGAAAACGCCACCAUGCGAGUCAUUAUUCACGGAUUCGGAUCUAGCUGCACGCAUGUUUGGGUUUACGAAAUGCGAACGGCGCUGAUGGCAGUGGAAGAUUGCUUCGUACUCUGUAUGGACUGGGAAAACGGCGCGACAUUGCCGAACUACGUCCGAGCGGCGGCCAAUACGCGUCUGGUCGGCAGACAACUGGCGUACCUAUUCAAGGGAUUAGAAAAGCAUAAUAAUCUUAACAUGUCUCGAGUUCAUUUGAUCGGUUUCAGUUUAGGUUCACAUGUAGCUGGUUUUGCAGGCUCCGAGCUGAAAGAGUUGCAUCGAAUUACAGGCCUUGAUCCGGCCGGGCCACUCUUCGAAUCGCAACAUCCACACGCUCGGUUGGACGAUACGGAUGCUGGAUUCGUUGACGUGAUUCAUUCCAAUGGUGAAAAUCUCAUUCUCGGUGGGUUGGGAUCGUGGCAACCGAUGGGAUCGGUUGAUUUUUAUCCGAAUGGAGGAAGAGUCCAACAUGGUUGUUCUAAUUUGUUCGUUGGAGCGGUCACUGAUAUUAUAUGGGCCCCUCCAGCAUCCGUUGAAGGACGUUCGCUGUGUAAUCAUCGAAGAGCAUACAAAUUUUUCAUCGAUUCCGUCGCACCGAAAUGUCUGUUCCCGGCUUUCCCGUGCGAAAACUAUGAAAAUUACCUGAAAGGGGAUUGCUUUUCGUGCAACCGGAUGGAAAAUGGAACCGAGGUAUCCGUUUGCGGCAAUAUGGGCUAUUAUGCGGAUCGGUCCAUCGGACGUGGACAGCUCUAUCUGAAAACACGCGAGGAAGAACCCUUCUGUGCGCACCAAUAUAAGCUGCAAAUCCAGAGUUCCCCAAAUGAACUACCUCUGCGAACACUCGGUAGACUGGAAGUCGAGUUGGAAAGCGAUGGUGGCCUGACGGAAGUUUUCACCAUUACUGAAAAGGAUGAUGCAGAAAUAUUUGCUGGAGAAAUGAUCUCACAUAUUUUGGUACCCCACCCGGCGUUGGGUUUCCCCAAAAACAUCACUGUGACCUACGUCACCUACAAAGGGUGGCUGACGAGAGGCUUAUCGUCAUGGAGUGUCAACAAAAUUAUUCUGAGUGAUGGAUUCGGAAAAAGCUUUUCCAUUUGCAAGGAAAUACAUCUGGAUUCAAAUUCCCCGGUCCAUCUAACGUUGCUACCAGGUGAAUGUGAGGCAGAAAAUGAUUACAUUCACAACCAGACAGAUGAAAACCAUUCAACGGAUGCCCCGGAAGACAGUGAUGAAGGGAGUGACUACGACGAUUCAUCGAAAGGUCAAAGCAGUGAGCGAAACGACAUCAAUCCACAUUUCAACUCACAGCACAGUCUUCGGGGAAAGGUAACUACUGAACACGACAAAAAUCUUGACACUCAACCCUGGCAACCGAUAGUGAUCGACCUUCCGCGAAGCUACCGAAACACCGAUAGCAACAAUUCUUAUCCAAUCUAUGUUACUCCCACGGCAACGCUACCCACGACAAGUACAGAACGGUCUAUCAGUGAACCAGUAUUAAAGCGAGCUCAGCAUGAGCCCCGGAAAUUGUUGAACAAGACGAACGACCGAAGCAGCGAUAAACGCUCUAUCGAAACGCAGUCCAUUAAAGACCCCACAACUACGCCACUUCCUGAAAGCAAACUGAUCACCGUUCAACUGUUUCCAUACCGAUUUGCUAAUGUUUUUGAAAAAGCCGAAAGGUACGCAAGACUGACGUUAUUGCCAUUGCUGACGGAGCAAUUUCCGCAGUUUUUUAAGUCCAAAACAAACAGCAAAGAACUUUAUUCAUCGGAAAACCCAGAAUUCAACCAAACCGAGCCAGUUCCAACCAUCUUCAAAACCAACGCUACCGACAAAACCAUUGUAUCCGCUAGUCGACGAUCGGAUGUGAGGGUGGGCAAAACGAGCGAUCUGAAUGAACGGAGACACCUGAGGGCAGCCGACAAAAUCGAUGCACUACCACCGAGCACCCGGAAUGCCUUCAUCAGCGAGGAUGCGUUGUUUCAAAUACAUCACAUCGAACCAUCGAUCGCCACGACGGCUGUGGAUUCAUCCGUUGUUGAAACCGCCGAUGAGCUGAUUCGAAUCAACUUGCCCACUUACAAACCGCCAAAGUCGACGAAAAAGACGGCUGAGCAGCACCAAACGCGUUUUAUUCCGCUCAACUAUGACAGAAGUAAGGAGAGUGAGGUAUCGACUAGCAGAAGUAGCGUGAUGAUGGGUGAUACAAAACCAAAAGAUAGCAAAAGUUGAGGGAGAGAGAGAAAAAGGAUUGACAGUAUUUAAUAAUGUGUAAUUUAGAAGUAAGAGUUAAACUAUGAUUUAUUAUUAAAGAGACCAUACGUACCAGUAUAGGUUUUUUUUUGUAA
This is a messenger RNA of Toxorhynchites rutilus septentrionalis, 3613 nucleotides long. RefSeq lists its product as uncharacterized. The record is from RefSeq and is a predicted model, not a curated record. Lineage: Eukaryota; Metazoa; Arthropoda; Insecta; Diptera; Culicidae. Gene Ontology annotation, biological process: lipid metabolic process. The coding region runs from base 759 to 3497 and encodes 912 amino acids. The transcript is spliced from 9 exons. Gene Ontology annotation, molecular function: lipase activity.